AUGAAUCUAGAGUCACCCAUGGCGGAUCCAAUACAUUCCGACUUUAUCGCUGUGCCACCAACUCCAAAGGUAACUGAAAGUACCCAGGGCGAGCAUGAACGCUACUGGGAAGCGUACGUCCAAGUUGAAGACCUCCCAGAGCAUUUUCCACGUAGUGGCAUCGCUCCGACCAAUCUCGAACAGAGUCAAGGCCUCCUCUCAACGGACGUUGACGAGGCACGCAAAGUGUGCGGAUAUAACCGUUUAUCACCGCCCAAGACCGUGCCCGACUACAUCUUGUUCUUGCAGCAGUUUCUUGAUUUGUUCAUGAUACUGUUGACUGCUGCGGGACUAUUAAGUCUCAUCGCCUACUUCAUCGACACAUCAACAAAGCUGAAUCUGUAUUUGUCGCUGGUGCUAUUUGGCAUCGUGAUCGUCACGUGCACCAUCACGUUCUUGCAGGCUCGGUCGACCAGCAAGGUGAUGGAUUCAUUCAAGAACAUGCUCCCGCAACAAUGCGCGGUCGUACGUGACGGCGUGACGCAGACGAUCGCAGCCGAUGAGCUGGUGUUUGGUGACUUGGUGUGGGUACGAAAUGGAGACAAAGUGCCCGCAGACCUGCGGGUUUUACUGUGCAACAACCUUAAGGUAGAGAACUCAUCUCUGACGGGUGAGUCGGAGCUAGUCACCAUCACGUCGAAUGCUCAGGAGGACUCGGUAGCUCACUUAGAGUGCAAGAACGUCGUAUUCAACGGAUCACUGUGCUUUGACGGUUCCGCCCUGGGCCUCGUGCUGACAAUUGGGGAUAAGACUGUCAUUGGUCGUAUAGCAGAACUCGCUACAUCUACCACCUCGCACGAAACGAGCAUGCAGCGGGAAGUGAAGGCAUUCGUUCGCUUCAUUAGUGUUCUUGCUUUAAUAAUGGCUGCCGCUCUAUUUACGGUUGGCACUGUUCGAAAAGGAGGCAAAGAUGUGAUGUCGACGUUCGUGAAUGGUUUCUUGGUAAUUAUUGUGGCAAAUGUGCCUCAGGGUUUACCUGCCACCGUGACGUCAUUGCUGACGAUCACUGCACGUCGAAUGGCAGCGCAGAAUGUGUUUGUGAAGCGUCUGGAUUGUGUGGAGACGAUGGGAUCGAUCUCAUUGAUCGCCUCGGACAAAACUGGCACAUUGACCGAGAAUGUCAUGACUGUGACAGACACAUGGUCUGGACGCAAAUUAACCGCCCAACCAUCCGGAGGCCAAGUAGUAAUUGAGCUGGACGAUAGAACCAAUUACUUGUCAGGAAAGUCUUCAAAAGCUGUUUUGGUACGCGGGGCUGCAUUGUGCAACCGUGCGGCUCCUGAUACAAUGGUCUUGGAAAAUAGUAUGCCAGCUACAGACGUGCAGACGGAUGCCCGACAGUCUGGCGUUAGAAGCUCAGUUAGCCUCUCUCGGCUCAGCAUUCAAAGCAAUAUUUCGGGUCGCGAGCAGCGCAAGGUUGUUGGCAAGCGCCAGUAUACGGGCAAUCCAUCUGACAUCGCACUUCUCCGCUUCGCAGAUUUGAACUAUUCAUCGAAUGCCAUCCGCGAGGAGUACCCUUUGGUAUUUGAAAUUCCAUUUAACUCAACCAACAAGUGGCACUUAGUGAUUGUCCCUACUUCAGGUGAGACGAUCAUGCAACCCAGCUUCGAAGUAUUCAUGAAGGGUGCACCCGAGGUGAUCAUCGAACGAUGCAGCACUAUACUAACAGCAACGGGCGAAGAGAUUCCGCUAACCAGCGAGCUGAUGCAAGAAUUCACCCAAACAUAUGAACUCUUUGGAAGCAAGGGACGUCGCGUACUUGCACUUGCAACACGGCAAUUUGAGUCAUCAAGUGCACAGUUCUCCGUAGACGAAGGCAAUUUUCCGUCUGAGGAUCUGUGCUUUGUUGGUAUGGUUGCGAUUAUGGACCCUCCUCGAAGCGACGUCCCGGAGGCUAUCGCGAAAUGCAAAGACGCUGGUAUCAAGGUCUUCAUGGUCACUGGCGACCAUCCAUUGACGGCCCGUGCCAUCGCGACAGAAAUCGGUCUACUUGAUGACUACGGUCGCGUUCUCGAGUUGUUGACGCCAUCUUUUGCCAGUGGCACCGCAGAAACACUCGUUGAUAUCGACACGUAUGACAGCGCAGUUGUUCACGGCGCUGUUAUCAAUCAUUUGUCGGACGACGAACUCAAGGCUAUUCUACGGUUGAAGUCCGUGGUGUUUGCACGAACGACGCCCCAACAUAAAUUGCAGAUUGUACAAGCUAGCCAGGAACUGGGCGAAUGUGUUUGUGUUACGGGUGAUGGUGUAAAUGACGCACCUGCUCUGAAGCAAGCUGAUGUGGGCGUUGCGAUGGGACAAAACGGCAGCGACGUAGCUCGUCAAGCCGCAGAUAUCAUUUUGAUGGAUGACAAUUUCUCGUCCAUUGUGCGCGGUGUGGAGCAAGGACGUGUGAUCUAUGACAAUCUCAAGAAGACCAUUGCCUACACGCUAACACACCUAUGGCCUGAGAUUAUGCCGGUGGCGAUCAACUUGGCACUCGGGAUGCCUCCAGGUAUGACAUCGCUGCAAAUUUUGAGCAUCGAUCUCGGAACAGAGCUUGGCCCCGCCAUUUCCAUCGCCUACGAAGGUGCGGAACAGGACAUUAUGGAGCGCCCUCCGCGCAAUCUAAGCAAGGAUCGCUUUAUGUCAAAAUCGCUACUGAUCUACACGUAUGUUAUUGCUGGAAUGAUCAAUGCCGGAGGUUGUCUGCUAGCUUACGGUACUGUCUUUUGGCGUCACGGAAUUUCAUUCUCGGACUUGUUCGGAAGUUCGGAUAACCACUGGAAGGCUGAUGCUCAAUUGUUUUGCACCGAGGAUAAGGAGUGCUUUGACGAAACUGAGCAAAUGCAGCUGCUUAACGAAGCAUGCAGUUCGUGGUAUAUUGCGCUGGUUGUAUGCCAAUUUUUUCACAUUUGGGUAGCCAAAACUCGGCGCGCUUCCGUGAUCAAAACCAGCUUGUUCCAAAACACUGUCAUGGUGUAUGGUGGUGCAAUCGAAAUUUUGAUCGUCGUGCUCGUCGUAUACGCUCCUGGAUUUCAGUCUUUCUUCGGGACGGCGGCCGUUGACUAUGUGGCCUGGUUGAUUGGAUGUGGUACGGGAGUAAUCACCUGUGUGUACCAUGAGAGUGUCAAAGCGUUCGCUCGGCGUCAAGUGCCAGGACACGAACACUGGCUCGCUGGUUGGCUAGUAUGGUGA
This is a messenger RNA of Peronospora farinosa, 3216 nucleotides long. The record is from the annotation of a GenBank genome assembly. Lineage: Eukaryota; Oomycota; Peronosporomycetes; Peronosporales; Peronosporaceae.